UUUCCAAGAAUAAAUAGCGCCACUUUCGAGCCAAGAAAUUUUAGAGAGAGAGAGAGAAGAGAGAAGAGAGAGAAAGAGUUACGUAGAAAUCACGCGGAAAAAGAUGCAGAUCUUCGUGAAAACCCUCACCGGAAAAACCAUUACCCUAGAGGUGGAGAGCAGCGACACCAUUGACAAUGUCAAGGCCAAGAUUCAGGACAAAGAAGGAAUACCUCCUGACCAGCAGAGGCUGAUAUUUGCUGGUAAACAGUUAGAAGAUGGCAGAACUUUGGCAGAUUACAAUAUCCAAAAAGAAUCGACCCUUCACCUCGUUUUGAGGCUGAGGGGUGGAACAAUGAUCAAGGUCAAAACCCUUACAGGAAAAGAAAUUGAAAUCGAUAUUGAGCCGAACGAUACCAUUGAUCGGAUUAAGGAGCGUGUUGAGGAGAAAGAAGGAAUCCCUCCUGUGCAGCAAAGGCUUAUUUAUGCGGGCAAACAGCUUGCAGACGACAAGACUGCCAAAGACUACAACAUCGAAGGUGGCUCUGUUCUUCAUCUGGUCCUUGCUCUAAGGGGUGGUGGUAUUAAUCUGUAAGCGCAGCUACUUUUAUGCUUAUUGGGAUUCGCAAUGAACUAGUUAUAUAUCAUGUUGUGCCUACCAGUUUGAUCAUUUUAUUGUGGAUUUGAUCUCGUUUUCGAUGUAUUUUUUUCUUCUUGCUUGUUUUUGCUUUUCCUAUGUUUUCUUGAAUAUUUUGGAUCCUCUAAGUCGGAGAGAUUAUGAUUGUCGAUUUUAUUGGGAAAUAUUAUUAUCGGGAUAGUAAAUCGUGAGAAUCGGUUUUGCUGCGUA
Molecule: messenger RNA, 826 nt
Organism: Erythranthe guttata (spotted monkey flower)
Lineage: Eukaryota; Viridiplantae; Streptophyta; Magnoliopsida; Lamiales; Phrymaceae
Product: ubiquitin-NEDD8-like protein RUB2
Molecular function (GO): protein binding
Source: RefSeq, a predicted model, not a curated record